Messenger RNA from Camarhynchus parvulus, 2640 nucleotides. Its product is annotated as metabotropic glutamate receptor 6-like. Lineage: Eukaryota; Metazoa; Chordata; Aves; Passeriformes; Thraupidae. Gene Ontology annotation, molecular function: adenylate cyclase inhibiting G protein-coupled glutamate receptor activity. Gene Ontology annotation, biological process: G protein-coupled glutamate receptor signaling pathway; regulation of synaptic transmission, glutamatergic. Gene Ontology annotation, cellular component: membrane. The record is from RefSeq and is a predicted model, not a curated record.
AUGGGCAGGAAGGAGUUAAAGGGAACCCACCAUGCCAGCCCCGCUGGUGCCCCGCUGGUGGCCCCGCUGGUGGCCCCGCUGGUGGCCCCGCUGGUGGCCCUGCUGUCCCUGUGCCCGCCGUGCCGCUGCCCCCCGGCGCCCACCCAGCCCCACGCCAUCCGCCUGGAGGGUGACCUGACUCUGGGGGGGCUGUUCCCGGUGCACGCCCGCGGCCCCGCCGGCGUGCCCUGCGGGCCGGUCAAGAAGGAGAAGGGCAUCCACCGGCUGGAGGCCAUGCUGUACGCGCUGGACCGCGUCAACGGCGACCCGCGCGUGCUGCCCAACCUGACGCUGGGCGCCCGCAUCCUCGACACCUGCUCCAGGGACACGUACGCGCUGGAGCAGGCGCUGAGCUUCGUGCGCAGCCUGCUGCCCCCCGAGGGGGGCGAGGGCAGCUGCCCCGACGGCUCGGCCCCGCGCCGGCCCCCGCCCGCGCGCCUGGUCGGGGUCAUCGGGGCGUCCGCCAGCUCCGUGUCCAUCAUGGUGGCCAACGUGCUGCGGCUCUUUGCGAUCCCCCAGAUCAGCUACGCCUCCACGGCCCCCGAGCUGUCGGACCCCGGGCGUUACGAGUUCUUCUCACGGGUGGUGCCGCCGGACUCGUACCAGGCGCAGGCCAUGGUGGCCGUGGUGCGGGCGCUGGGCUGGAGCUACGUCAGCACGCUGGCCUCCGAGGGCAACUACGGCGAGAGCGGCGUCGAGGCCUUCGUGCAGAGCUCCCGCGAGGCCGGGGGCCUGUGCAUCGCCCAGUCCAUCAAGAUCCCGCGGGAGCCGAAGCCGGGGGAGUUCGCCAAGGUCAUCGGGCGCCUGAUGGAGACGUCGACCGCGCGCGGGGUCGUGCUCUUCGCCAACGAGGACGACAUCCGGCGGGUGCUGGAGGCCGCCACUCUGGCCAACCUGUCCGGCCACUUCUCGUGGGUGGGCUCGGACAGCUGGGGGGCCAAGAUGGCGCCGGUGCAGGGGCUGGAGGACGCGGCGCACGGGGCCAUCACCAUCCUGCCCAAACGAGCCUCGGUGCCCGGCUUUGAUGAGUACUUCACGUCGCGCUCGCUGGAGAACAACCGCCGCAACCUCUGGUUCCACGAGUUCUGGGAGGACGAUUUCAACUGCCGCCUGCCCCACGGCUCCGCGCCCCACGGGGACCCCGCGGGGGCACCCGGCACUCCCGUGCGCAAGUGCACAGGGCGGGAGCGCAUCGGGCGGGACUCGCCCUACGAGCAGGAGGGGAAGGUGCAGUUCGUCAUCGACGCCGUGCUGGCCAUGGCCCACGGGCUGCACUCGAUGCUGGGCGAGGCCUGCCCGGGCGGGGGGCUCUGUGCCCACAUGGACCCCCCCGAUGGGCGCCGCCUGCUCACCCACAUCCGCAGGGUGGCCUUCAACGGCAGCGCAGGGACGCCCGUGUCCUUCAACGAGAACGGAGACGCCCCCGGGCGCUACGACAUCUUCCAGUUCCAGGGGGGCAACGGCACCGGGGCCUACCGGGCUGUGGGGCAGUGGGUGCAGGGGCUGCACCUGCAGGAGGACGCCAUGGCCUGGGGCUCCAACUCGUCGUCGCCGCCGCCCUCGGUGUGCAGCCUGCCGUGCGGCCCCGGCGAGCGCAAGAAGCCGGUGAAGGGGGUUCCGUGCUGCUGGCACUGCGAGCUCUGCGGGGGCUACCAGUACCGGGCCGACCUGUUCACCUGCCUGCCCUGCGCCUCUCACCUGCGCCCCACGCCCAACCGCACCGCCUGCCGCCCCACGCCCGUGCUGCGCCUCAGCUGGGGCCACCCCUGCGCCGCCGUCCCGCUGGCCCUGGCCACACUGGGGCUCAUGGCCACCGCCUUCGUGCUGGCCACCUUCGUGCGGCACCACGAGACGCCCAUCGUCAAAGCGUCGGGGCGAGAGCUGAGCUACGUGCUGCUGGCUGGAAUCGCCCUGGUCUACGCCAUCACCUUCCUCAUGGUGGCCGAGCCCGGCGUGGGGGUCUGCGCCCUGCGGAGACUCUUCCUGGGCGCGGGCAUGAGCCUGACCUACGCUGCACUGCUGACCAAGACAAACCGCAUCUACCGCAUCUUCGAGCAGGGGAAGCGUUCGGUGACGCCACCGCGCUUCAUCAGCCCCACCUCGCAGCUGGUCAUCACCUUCACGCUCAGCGGGCUGCAGCUGGUGGCCGCGGCCACCUGGCUGCUGGUGCGGCCACCCCACGCCCUCAUCGACUACGAGAUGGGCCGGACCCCCGACCCCGAGGCGGCGCGGGGGGUCCUGCGCUGCGACAUGGCCGAGGGGGCCAUGCUGGCCUGCCUGGCCUACGCCCUGCUGCUGAUGCUCACCUGCACCGUGUACGCCGUCAAAGCGCGCGGCGUCCCCGAGACCUUCAAUGAGGCCAAGCCCAUCGGCUUCGCCAUGUACACCACCUGCGUGGUGUGGCUCGCCUUCGGGCCCAUCUUCUUCGGCGCCGCCCAGUCGGCAGAGAGGGUGCACGUGCAGACGGCCACGCUGACGGUGUCCAUGUCCCUGUCGGCCUCAGUGCCCCUGGGGCUCCUCUACGCCCCCAAGGUCUACGUGAUCCUGCUGCACCCCGAGCGCAACCAGCCCAAGCGGCGCGGUGCCGACCCCCCCCCGUAG